CGCGAGAACGGCAGCAUGGCAUCCGACAGCAACAUGGCUAACCUUAACGGACAGCAGUCCGUCGCCCUGAACGGGGAGCCGGUCGUCAAACGGCCGAGGGAGAGCGUCCAGCCGGACUCGUCGCUUCGCACCCCGAAGGAGCCCCAGAACAAAGUGACCGUGGUGCUCGGAGCUCAGUGGGGCGACGAGGGCAAAGGAAAAGUGGUCGACCUGCUCGCCAUGGAUGCGGACAUUGUUUGCAGGUGUCAGGGAGGAAACAAUGCAGGACACACUGUGGUGGUGGACUCUGUGGAGUACGACUUCCACCUGCUGCCCAGCGGAGUGCUCAACAAGAAGGCCCUCUCCUUCAUCGGUAAUGGAGUUGUGAUCCACCUACCAGGUCUGUUUGAAGAGGCUGAGAAAAACUUGCAUAAAGGAAAAGGGCUACAAGGAUGGGAGCAGAGGUUAAAGAUUUCUGACCGGGCCCACAUCGUGUUCAACUUCCAUCAAGCUGUUGAUGGAAUCCAGGAGCAGCAGAGGCAGCAGCAGGAAGGCAAAAAUUUGGGAACCACUAAGAAAGGUAUCGGUCCUGCCUACUCGUCCAAAGCUGCUCGCAACGGUCUGCGCGUCUGUGACCUCGUCUCCGAUUUCAAGGUUUUCGAGGACAAGUUCCGGGUGUUGGCAGAACAUUUCCUUACGAUGUAUCCAAACCUAAACGUCGACAUCGACGGGGAGCUGCAGCAGCUGAAGUCUAGUUUCUAA
Molecule: messenger RNA, 741 nt
Organism: Nematolebias whitei (Rio pearlfish)
Lineage: Eukaryota; Metazoa; Chordata; Actinopteri; Cyprinodontiformes; Rivulidae
Product: adenylosuccinate synthetase isozyme 2-like
Exons: 8
Coding region: 16-741 (241 amino acids)
Biological process (GO): IMP metabolic process; 'de novo' AMP biosynthetic process
Cellular component (GO): cytoplasm
Molecular function (GO): GTP binding; adenylosuccinate synthase activity
Source: RefSeq, a predicted model, not a curated record